AUGAUCGGAGACGUUACGAACUACCAGCAGCCAGACACCACGCAGGAUGGUCUCGACCAGCCUACAAUGGUUCGUCCGAACUCCACAACUGCGGUAAUUUCCCAAACAUCAGCAGAGAGUCCAAUGUUCUGUGGUGCUGCAGUUUCAGAGGGACAGGGGUCAAACUACAGCGGUCCUUUGGCUGACGAACUUGAAGACGAGGAAAUUGCAUCUACGGUUGAAACACAAUCACCAGAUAGCCAAGCCAUAGGCUGUGAUAAGAAACCAAAGGGGAAGGCCUCCAAAAGCUCGGAAAAACCCUCGGAGCAAAAAAAGCUUGCGAGGAAAUUUGUCUGCAAGCACUGUAACAAAGCUUUCGGCUUGAUGAAUGUUCUCAAAGUGCACGAAAGAAUUCAUACCGGAGAAAAGCCAUACAUCUGUGAGAUUUGUGACAAAGCCUUCAAUCAAAGUGGCUCCUUGAAUCGUCACCGCAACACCCACCUGAAGCGAGUCAACGCUAAUCGCAGUUACCCUUGCCGCUUCUGCCCCUGCCAAUUCCUUCAUUCUAGCCAACUGCAGGAACACGAAUCCAGGAUGCACUUGCGAGAAAUUGCACUUCAACUAGCAGAUGAGGCCUGCAGCAGCACGCAAGGCUUCCCCACACUAGACGCGAGCAGCAAUUUAAAGGCUCCCGGUCAGAUGAAUGUGUGUUCGAGCUCGUCACUGCCCAACCUCCCCACCGAGUCAUCUGUCUCGCCUCAUGCAUCCGAAGGCUCUGACACCAAGCCCAAUCUUCAAGAACUUUUAGCACAAAAUUUCCUUCAACUUAAUGGUCUCCCAUCUCUUUUCUUACCUUCGAAAGAUAUCCAGCAUCAAAGUUCAGAGAACACAUCAACCUUGCUCCCAAAUCUCGACAUGCCGCACCCUCUGGUGCCACCACAAUUGCAGCUACCACCACCACCACUAACUAAUGGACCACACGAUCUAAAUGGCAAGAUAGGAAAUCCAUCUCUUAUUGCUGGAGCUAGUGCUAUGCUAAGCGGCUGCAAAGCCUUAGGUGGCAUACCCGCAGUGGACACCAUGAUGAGCAUUCUUGCCACCAUGUCCGGUAAUGGAGAGUCGAAAUCGCCUCCCCUUCCGCCCAGCCUCCCGAUCCCUCCCUCUCUUUUGAACGCAUUCAUGAAGUUGGGUGAGCAGAAGGACCUUGGAAUGUCAGUUACAAAUUUUCUUGACAACGGAGCUGGCGGUCGUUUGCCAUUCAAUCCAAAUAUGACCUCACCGACUGGGACCUCGUCAACGCCCAGUUGUUGUGUUAGUCCCAGGAGUGGCAACAGUGAUUCGACCACAACUCGCCAUAACGUCCCGAGGACCUCGAAGGAUAGUCCAACAAAGCCUAUGGAAGCCCAUAUCUCUGACGAUGGAAAACAGUGCACAGUCUGCUACAAGCGGUUCACAUGCACCAGUGCUCUCCGAAUUCAUUACCGUAAGCACUCAGGUGAAAGACCCUUUAAGUGCCAUUAUUGCAAGAAAGCGUUUUCACAGAACGGCACUCUCAAGCGUCACUUCCAAACCUGCAAAGCGGCCAAUGGGCGAUCCCCAGGCGAAAUUGCAGGUCACCCCUCAACACUUUUGGCUCCGGGGCUUUUUCAGUCCCCAUCCUUGUUGAUGUCUACACCUUUAUCCAAUGGCCAACGCAAAAUGCUAAAUCCGCCGCCGUUCUACAAGGAUGACACUCAACAAAAUCUGUUUGAUCAAAUGCUACUUAGAAACUCGGAGCAAGACAAGAAGAAGGAAGUUUUGCCCACGAUUGUGGAGGAAGCUGUUAAGAAGAUUUUAGCAAAUUUGCCACCACAUCAACUGCCUUUCUUCGACGGAUCAGCGUUUCCACCAAUGGGAGUUCAGACGUUUAACUCAGAGACUGAUGAAGAACAACUAAAGCAUGAAGAACCAGAGGACCUAUCGAGUUCGCGAACUGAGGAAAAGAAUUCUGACGAGAGCGCUUGCAGUCGACGAAAACGAAAUAUCUCAGUUACCGAUUAUUCCAAGAGGCCAAGACUUGACUUAUUAAAUGGGAGCGGGGAAUUGGAGGAAUCAACUCAAAAUACACAAGGGGACUUUGAUCCGCCGUCGAAUAUUGGCAACUUGUACCACUGUCUGCCUUGUGGGAUCUACUUUGUUCACGCAUCGCUGUACGACAUUCACACUUCACUCCAUGGUGCUGGCGACGACUUUGUCUGCGCCUUGUGUGGCCAAUGCAUGGCAAAUCAGGAAGACUUUGCCCGUCACUUUGCUCGUCGACACCACCACAAUCUGUCGGAGUCAACUGGGGACAGCUCUUUAAUGGAAACUGCAGAUGUGUCCGCGGGCGACGGUACCGGGCCGUCUAGAGCAAGUCCUCUGCCAUUAGACCAGCGGGCGAAUGCAUUCGAUGUGCUCAAUUCGAGUGAAGAACGUGAAUCUGUUUCUGCGUGA
Molecule: messenger RNA, 2451 nt
Organism: Mesocestoides corti
Lineage: Eukaryota; Metazoa; Platyhelminthes; Cestoda; Cyclophyllidea; Mesocestoididae
Source: the annotation of a GenBank genome assembly